Drosophila sulfurigaster albostrigata is the source of this 853-nucleotide messenger RNA. RefSeq names its product trafficking protein particle complex subunit 5 (gene Trs31). Gene Ontology annotation, cellular component: TRAPPI protein complex; TRAPPIII protein complex; TRAPPII protein complex. Lineage: Eukaryota; Metazoa; Arthropoda; Insecta; Diptera; Drosophilidae. The record is from RefSeq and is a predicted model, not a curated record. Gene Ontology annotation, biological process: endoplasmic reticulum to Golgi vesicle-mediated transport.
AAUAAGAAAGAAAGAAUAAUAAGGAAGAAAUUAAAGUAAAAUGGAAAAGCUAGAAGCUCUUAAAAUAUCGUCAAUGCGUCCGCGGAGCAAUAUACUCGAUCGACCGCUGUCCAAAGGCAAAUCUGAGGUAUCACAGAGCAUUGUAGCGUUACUAUUCAGUGAGAUUGUUCAAUACUCCCAGAGUCGUGUAUUCACAGUACCCGAAUUGCAAACAAGAUUACAUGAGUUGGGCCAAGAUGUGGGCACACGCAUCAUUGACCUGUAUUUUAUGCGCGAACGUAGCGCCAAGCGCGAAACAAAGCUGACGCAGAUGCUGCUUUUUGUGAAGACCACCGUGUGGAAGAAUCUGUUUGGCAAGGAGGCCGAGAAGUUAGAGCAUGCCAACGACGAUGAGCGCACUUACUACAUUAUUGAAAAGGAGCCGUUGGUCAACACGUUCAUAAGUGUGCCGAAAGACAAAAGCUCUCUGAAUUGUGCUAACUUCACAGCUGGUAUAGUUGAAGCGGUUCUAACUCAUUGUGGAUUUCCUUGUAAGGUAACCGCGCAUUGGCACAAGGGUACCACAUAUAUGGUUAAGUUUGAGGACUUUGUCAUAGCCCGCGAUAAGCAAAUGGAGGAAAAAUAGCAAUAUAAUCAAUCCUACUAUAUACAUACAUUAACAAAAAUAUAUUAACUCUAUUUUAAUUCGUUAAGAUAUUGCGUUUAAUUUUCACACUUUGCAAAAAAAGAAAUAAUUUGUAUACUUAAAUAAACUUGAACUGACGAUCCUUGUACGCAACCUGUCCCGAACGGUAUUUCUCCUCGCGUGCAUCUCGCUCGCUCUUUAGCGCCCAAGCGUAGACAGCGAUGGGCA